Molecule: messenger RNA, 924 nt
Organism: Nematocida parisii ERTm1
Lineage: Eukaryota; Fungi; Microsporidia
Exons: 1
Coding region: 1-924 (307 amino acids)
Source: RefSeq, a predicted model, not a curated record
AUGAGAAGAAUCAUAAGAGCACACGAAAGAAUACAAAGAGCAAGUUUCAGGUGUAUUAGACGGGCCGAACCAAUUGCAAGGAAUUUAGCUAUUCCAUUCCGAGCAGCUAAGUACCUCAUAACAAAAACCGCCGGCAUACUUAAAUCAACUUGUAGGUAUAUUUCAAAGAGAAGACGAAGAAUUUAUCGGGUUAUUCCCUUGGCGGGAAGAAUGAUUUGGAAGGUUGGGCGGUCGAUCAAAAACAUUCCCAGAAAAACUGCACGCGCUGUAAAGCAUGCAUUUAAGCGCAGAAAACAGGCACGUAAGCCAGACGAUGCAUCUUCUCCAAGCAAAAAAAAGUAUGUUACCAUGCAAGAAAUUCAAGAGAAAAUUCAAAUGCAGAUAAACAAAAAACAGAAACAGACGUAUCUUGGCGAGGAGUUGGAUAACCCACCAAACCCAAGGCCGCUUAUACCACCAAUGUACUAUUAUGAAUCACCGCAUCCAACAGAUAGAGGAUUUACGUACCGCUGUCACCCUAGUGUAUAUUUCAAAUGGUGCACUAAGUAUAUAGAGGAUCUUCUUAUAGACAUAUCUGGGCUGGGCCAGGAAUAUUCACAGACAGUUGCAGCUGCAAUACUUGAAACAGGACUAAUCAAAAGAAAAGACAUACCACAUGAAGACAUCAUAUAUGCAAUACUUAGUGUAAGUAGUUCUAUUUCUGAGCCAUGCAAAAUAGAACAGAGUAUUACACCCUUAAAGUAUGCAGAAUUAGUUUUAUCCAAUAUUACUGCGCUUUGUGGGAAAGAAUUAAAUAAUAAAAUUCAGCCUAUUGAGAACAAGCCAGCGCCCUCAUCGGCUAAAGCAGUUCCACGCCCAUCUAUCAAAGAGCGUAUAAAAACAAUACGGGACUUGAUGAAAGGGAUGUUUUCAUUGCUAAAAUGA